UUCACAAUCAUGGCCGCGCCGGCGUCAGGGCGGGGCGGUGAAAGGCCGGGCCUGGGCGUCACAUGACAAGGCGGCAAGAUGGCGGCCUUCCCUUGGCAUGCAAGAAUUAGGAAUUAUGCAACAGAGUUUGAAUCAUGCAGACUGGAAGCUGUUUCCCUGGAAUUUGGGGACUAUCAUCCACUAAAACCUAUUACAGUUACUGAAUCCAAGACCAAGAAAAUGAGUCGGAAAGGAAGCACUUCCUCUACCUCCUCCUCGUCUUCCAGUUCAGUGAUGGAUCCACUGAGCAGCGUGCUGGAUGGAACUGAUCCCUUGUCAUUAUUUGCAGCAACAGCAGAUCCAGUGACAGCUGCAGCUAAUUUGGAUAGUACACGAAAGAAACGAGAUAAAGAGGACCAUUUGGCUGUAGGCAGUGACUUUGAACCAUGGUCAAGCAAGCGUGGUGAAAUCCUUGCUAGAUACACAACAACUGAAAAACUCUCCAUUAAUCUUUAUAUGGGGUCUGAAAAAGGCAAAGUUACAACUCCUGGCUCAGCAGUUUCUGAGAAGGUACGAACGAGGCUAGAAGAGCUGGAUGACCUUGAAGAGGGUUCACAAAAAGAGUUGUUGAAUUUAACUCAGCAGGAUUAUAUAAAUCGAAUUGAAGAACUCAACCAGUCACUAAAGGAUGCCUGGUCCUCUGACCAAAAAGUAAAAGCUCUAAAAAUAGUUAUCCAGUGUUCCAAACUUCUUUCGGACACAACAGUAAUCCAGUUUUAUCCAAGUAAAUUCGUAUUAAUUACAGAUAUACUUGAUACUUUUGGAAAACUUGUGUAUGAAAGAAUUUUAUCCAUGUGUGUGGAUAGUCGUGUCUCUUUACCAGAUAAUUUCACUCCAGAAAGUGUUAAUGAUACUGCCAAAGAAACUUGUUUAAAUUGGUUCUUCAAGAUCGCUUCCAUCAGAGAGCUCAUUCCCAGAUUCUAUGUGGAAGCAGCAAUACUGAAAUGCAACAAGUUUCUAUCAAAAACGGGAAUUUCAGAGUGUCUCCCACGGUUGACAUCUAUGAUUAGAGGAAUUGGAGAUCCACUGGUUGCUGUCUGUGCAAGAGCAUACCUGUGCAGGGUUGGAAUGGAAGUGGCUCCUCAUCUCAAAGAAAGUCUCAACAAAAAUUUUUUUGACUUCCUUCUAACAUUUAAACAAAUACAUGGAGAUACAGUUCAGAAUCAGCUGGUAGUCCAGUGUGUGGAGAUUCCAUUGUAUUUGACUCUCUAUUCUCCAGCUAUUGAUUGGAUUUUACAGUGUAUUGCAUACCGUGCUCCAGAGGGACUGCUUACUGAGAUGAUGGAAAGAUGCAAGAAACUGGGGAAUAAUGCCUUACUUCUGAAUUCAGUGAUGUCAGCAUUCAGAGCUGAGUUUAUUGCUGCAAGGUCUAUGGAUUUUAUUGCCAUGAUUAAGGAGUGUGAUGAAUCUGGAUUCCCCAAGCACCUUCUCUUCCGCUCCCUGGGGCUAAACUUGGCAUUAGCUGAUCCUCCUGAAAGUGAUCACCUUCAAAUAUUAAAUGAAGCCUGGAAAGUUAUCACAAAAUUAAAGAACCCACAGGAUUAUAUUAACUGCGCUGAAGUGUGGGUGGAGUACACCUGCAGACACUUUACAAAGCGUGAGGUCAAUACUGUUCUGGCAGAUGUUAUCAAACAUAUGACUCCGGAUCGUGCUUUUGAAGAGGCUUACCCACAGCUGCAGUCAAUUAUUCAGAAAGUCAUUACUUAUUUCCAUGACUUUUCCAUACUUUUCUCAGUGGAGAAAUUCUUACCAUUUUUGGAUAUGUUCCAGAAGGAGUGUGUGAGAGUGGAGGUUUGCAAGUGCAUUAUGGAAGCUUUUAUUAAGCAUCAGCAAGAAUCUACUAAAGAUCCAGUCAUACUCAAUGCUCUUCUACAUGUGUGCAAGACCAUGCAUGACUCUGUGAAUGCACUAACACUUGAAGAUGAGAAGAGAACGUUAGCAGCUUUGAUAAAUGGAUUUAUAAAAAUGGUUUCAUUUGGCCGUGACUUUGAACAACAGCUGAGUUUCUAUGUUGAAGCCAGAUCAAUGUUUUGCAAUUUGGAACCUGUUCUUGUCCAGUUGAUUCAUUCUGUGAACCAGCUGGCAAUGGAAACAAGAAAAGUGAUGAAAGGGAAUCAUUCCAGAAAGACUGCUGCAUUUGUCAGAGCUUGUGUUGCCUUCUGCUUCAUUACAAUUCCAUCUCUGGGUAAUAUCUUUGCAUGUCUUAAUCUGUACCUACACUCUGGACAAGUUGCCUUGGCAAAUCAGUGCCUUUCACAAGCUGAUGCUUUUUUCAAAGCUGCAGUGAGCCUUGUUCCUGAAGUGCCAAAGAUGAUCAAUAUAGACGGAAAGAUGAGGCCCUCUGAAACAUUUCUCCUGGAAUUCCUUUGUAAUUUCUUUUCCACUUUGUUAAUUGUUCCGGACCAUCCAGAACAGGGUGUGUUGUUUCUUGUUCGAGGACUACUAAAUGUGAUCCAGGAUUAUACUUGGGAGGAGAAUUGUGAUGACAAAAUCCGGAUUUAUACUAAUGUUUUGCAUCUGCUCUCCGCAAUGACUCAAGAGACUUAUAUCUACCAUGUAGACAAAGUUGAUUCCAAUGACACCCUCUAUGGUGGAGACUCCAAAUUCCUAGCUGAAAUUAAUAAGGUGUGUGAGACAGUGAUAACACAGAUCCUGGACCACCUCAAGACCCUUGGAAAGGAUGAGACCCUGAAGCGCCAGAGCCAAUUGGCACUUUAUUUCUUUAAUACCAUCCUAGCUCACGGAGAUCUACGGAACAACAAACUAAACCAGCUGUCUGUCAACCUCUGGAACCUUGCUCAGAAGCAUGGCUUUGCUGACACCAAGACCAUGGUUAAAACACUAGAAUACAUCAAGAAGCGAAGCAAACAACCUGAAAUGAGUCAUUUUGCCGAGCUGGCAAUAAGACUCCCACUGCAGUCCAGGACCUGAUGAAUGUUAUCCUUCCCAGGGAAUCAUCUGUGCAGAGGGGCACAAAGCCAAGUCCAUAAAAUGUGGUUUAUGCUGGGUUUUCAUUGGAGUUUUAACGUAUUUUUAUUUUUAAGUUUUACUUAGAAUGUAACAUUUAUUGGGACAAAGGUAAAAAGUAAAACUCCUGACAUAAGCUACAAUAAUUUGAACUCCGUUUGUUUCCAGAUGUGCCAUUAAACUCUGAUUUAAAUGCUAACAUAGACCCAGUAAAGUGAAUAUUUAAAAUUUCUGAUGGUAUAUAACUUUCCAACCCCUAAUCUGACCUGACUCUAACAACAGAGGAAGGAAAUCCACAUAUAUAAAUUCAGAAGCCCCCAACUGCUUUCCAUUUGCAAGGCAGUCCAUUCUCCUAUGUGGAAAGCAAUGUUUUCAUAUAACAGACUACUUAAAGAAAUCAGCAGUAGUUCUAGUUGAGAUGUAUAGUUCUCAGAUGCCUUAUUUUGGAUUGUUUCCAGCAUUUAUAUGUCCAUUUCCAGUAAAAUCUGGACAUGGCUGAGAUACUACUCUUCUGGAUGUGAAAAAAUCUUCUUGUAAAACAUGGUUACAGACAUGUUUAUAGCUUCAUUUUUCUUCCGUUUUAUCCAGCAAUCAAUAAGAAGUCUUUAGAGGAAUAUAUAAAUGUAUUCAGAGAAAUUCUGUGUAUUCAGUCAAAAUGAACCAUAUCAUUGAAUAAAACUGUUAACGUGCA
Alligator mississippiensis (American alligator) is the source of this 3697-nucleotide messenger RNA. RefSeq names its product VPS35 endosomal protein sorting factor like (gene VPS35L). Gene Ontology annotation, cellular component: endosome. Gene Ontology annotation, biological process: endocytic recycling. The coding region runs from base 79 to 2970 and encodes 963 amino acids. The record is from RefSeq and is a predicted model, not a curated record. Lineage: Eukaryota; Metazoa; Chordata; Crocodylia; Alligatoridae. The transcript has 31 exons.